Molecule: messenger RNA, 3322 nt
Organism: Rhea pennata
Lineage: Eukaryota; Metazoa; Chordata; Aves; Rheiformes; Rheidae
Gene: PRSS23
Product: serine protease 23
Exons: 2
Coding region: 121-1239 (372 amino acids)
Biological process (GO): proteolysis
Molecular function (GO): serine-type endopeptidase activity
Source: RefSeq, a predicted model, not a curated record
AGGCGCCCUGCGGGAGGGGGAGGCGCCCCCAGCCCCGCGCAGGCGGCGGCACCGGCCCCGCCACCUGCCCGAGCCGCUCGCGGAGACGCCGCCGCCGCGGGCAGCGGACUGGCAUUCAGAAUGGCAGGCUUGUCUACUUUAAUCCUCCUUCUGUGUGCUGCUAAAGAUGUGAUGCCCUCCAGUUCUCACUGGAAGCCAACUUGGCCAUCUUACAGGGUUCCAGUUAUCUUACCACAGUCUACCCUUAACUUGGACAAACCGCGAUUUGAUGCGGAGACCAAAUUGGAAGUGGUAUCUCCUUGUGGCCCAGCAUGCCACAAAAGUUCCCCACUGCCAACUUAUGAAGAAGUAAAGAACUACCUGUCCUAUGAAACCUUGUAUGCUAAUGGUAGCCUCACUGAAACUGAAGUGGGCAUAUAUAUUCUGAGCAACAGUGGUGAGGGAUCUCAAGGCAAAUCUCGAACUAAGAGGCAGAUCUAUGGAUAUGACAGCAGGUUUAGCAUCUUUGGGAAGGACUUCUUGUUGAAUUACCCAUUCUCCACGUCAGUGAAGCUAUCUACUGGUUGCACAGGGACGCUAGUGGCUGAAAAGCAUGUUCUUACUGCUGCUCAUUGUAUCCACGAUGGCAAGAGUUAUGUAAAAGGAGCUCAGAAACUGCGGGUGGGGUUCCUGAGGCCCAAACUGAAAGAUGGCAGCAAAGGGGCCAAUAUUACCAGCUCAGCAAUGCCUGAGAAAAUGAAAUUCCAGUGGAUCAGAGUGAAAAGAACACAUGUUCCCAAAGGAUGGAUCAAAGGAAAUGCCAAUGAUAUUGGCAUGGAUUAUGACUAUGCCCUGCUGGAGCUCAAGAAGCCUCAUAAAAGAAAGUUUAUGAAGAUAGGUGUGAGCCCGCCAGCGAGGCACUUACCUGGAGGGAGGAUUCACUUCUCUGGCUAUGACAAUGAUCGACCAGGAAACCUGGUUUACCGUUUCUGUGACGUCAAAGACGAAACGUAUGACCUGUUGUACCAGCAGUGUGAUGCCCAGCCAGGUGCAAGUGGAUCUGGGGUAUAUGUGAGGAUGUGGAAGAGGCAGAAUCACAAAUGGGAGCGUAAAAUUAUUGGAAUAUUUUCAGGCCAUCAGUGGGUGGACAUGAAUGGCACCCCACAGGACUUCAAUGUAGCUGUUCGCAUCACACCCCUCAAAUAUGCACAGAUAUGUUACUGGAUCAAAGGCAACUACCUUGACUGUAGGGAAGGAUAAAGACGAUGAAACUCCUUGGAAGCACUUAAUGACUGGUUUAAUUACUCCUCUAAGGAAAGGCUAGACUUCUGCUGCAAAUGUGUGUAAUAUGAUUUUUGCAACACCAGGAUGUGAUCUGUAGCUUUGCGAGCAAGCCACCUUGUUCUCAGGACAGUGGUAGUGUAGUGCAGUCAUUACAGCUAGAAACUGUCUGGGGAGAGAGGAACGUCUUCAGGGUGGGGAAGGAGCAGGUGGGCUUGCUGACUUUGCAGCUGAGCAACUGAAGAUUAAUUAGGGGCGGAUCAGUAAACAGUACAAAAUCAGAACCGUCUCCAAAGAAUCUUAUAAAAGGGACGCUGUUGAUUAUCUCAUGCCUACAAUGUUUGUUUUAAUAAAUCCUAGGAUUAGUAGAAAUGCUUUGAUCUGAACUGUUAAAAGAAAAUAUUUCUGUGCUGUUGGGGGCUGCAGAGGGACAUUUAAUGAUGUUUGCAACCCAAACAUUACAGCUUUGUGUUCCUGCAUGAGAAAGGGAGUGUGAAAAGGGCAAAGCAUGCACCGUGGGAGAUAAAUGCCACACAAAUAGCGUGAAGGGUAAAUAACUACAUAAGAUUUAUAAACUUCUUUCAACCUGUGUGAUUUGAGACUUUGUUAGUAACAUAGUUAAGAGAAAUGCUUUUUGAGCAAACAAACCUUGAUCUUGCAAGAACUUAACUGUGAAGAUGAUGUUGGCCAUAAACAAACAGUGCCAUUGCAUCCUGCUUUGCUAAAAACAAAUCAUACAUUGACCUAAAUCCUUUACAGCAGCUGAGGCAUAGCCUUACACCUAGCAGAAUCCCUACAAAUAUAUUAUAGAAAGCAUGUGGGAACAGAGGCUUGUCUCCUCUAGUGACCUGUGAUCUUUUAAGGAAAAAUCUCUUGUCAGCAACUCAGACCCUUUGGAGGGGAGGCCUGUCUGGUCUUGCUGCCCAUCUGAGUUGCUGCUUGUGAAGCAGGUAACGGGGAGGGGAGGACAAAGGUUUUAUUGAAUUGUUUCCCUUUUUGUUGAAGAUCUGUGCUGCUCAACCCAUAGAUACAGCAGAGUAACCCUGGAUUUGUGAGUGUCUUUCCAUCAUAUCCCUUUCAAAGGCAAUUUUUACAUAAUCUUCACUUCUGUUUCUUGUGUUGUUUGGGGCAGGUUUCCCCCCCACCCCCUCACCUCAGUCAGAUUUUUGAGUGACCAGUAGUUCUUGUCAUACACGCAGUUCAGGAAUUCUGCAGCUGGAAUAGAGCCAGAUUAUAGGAUGCAAUCCCAGUUAGCACUGAAGUGGUGCCCUGCUGUCCCUUAUCAACCUGAGUGACUUAUUUUACUAUAGCAGAAGUGUAAUUUAAAACAAGAGCCACAGUAAAAAAAUCAACCCGUGCAAAUAUUUGUAGUUUAGCAAACAGCAUUGGGAAGUCAGUGUGGUCUGUACAGUGCUUCUCGGAUAGAUUGUGCCACUGUAUUGCAGUAACAUGGUUAAGGACAUGCUGCUAUGACAGCACUUUUUUAAAUAGGAUAGACACUGGCUCCAGUUCCAAUUCUCUUCUCCACCCCAUCUCUCACUGUCUCCUGAAGUUCACCAAGUUCCACCUGGCACUGGUGUUAUGCGGCAAACACAAGCCCCUCAUGUGAAAUAGCAGAGCUGGGAAGGAAUGAGGCUAGGCAGAGUUGCCCUGUACUAUAUGAGGAAAAUGUUAGUUCAGUUAAGCCUUUCUUUCACUCUACUAAUUACUGUGGCAUUUGUAAACGUAUGCCUCAUGGUGCUUUAUCUUUGUGAUGGCUUUGGCUCUAGUUCUGAAGGCCACUUUUGCUAGAGCUGCCUAUGGUUAUUAUUUUUAUAGGUGCAGCGUACAAAAACAUGGACCCUGUGUGGGUCCAUGUUUCCAUAUUCCAUGUGGGUUUCCAUGUGGAUUUUUGGUGCACUCAGAUACAAGCAGAUACUAAUGCUUUGAAAUAUGAAUAAUCACCAUAUGUAUCUGAUGGUUGUCUUCUGCCUUUUUAUUUUAGAUUUCCUUUACUCUUAUGGCUGUUAUCUGGAGCACUUUUGUUUGAAUGUAUCACAGUGAAUAAAGAAACAUUAUGGAA